Malassezia vespertilionis is the source of this 4770-nucleotide messenger RNA. RefSeq lists its product as uncharacterized. Gene Ontology annotation, cellular component: membrane. NCBI's taxonomy places the organism in Eukaryota, Fungi, Basidiomycota, Malasseziomycetes, Malasseziales, Malasseziaceae. Gene Ontology annotation, molecular function: ABC-type transporter activity; ATP hydrolysis activity; ATP binding. The record is from RefSeq and is a predicted model, not a curated record. Gene Ontology annotation, biological process: transmembrane transport. The transcript has a single exon. Bases 1 to 4770 code for a protein of 1589 amino acids.
AUGGACAGUGCGACGUGGGUGCCGAGCUUAGAUUUGCAUUUGUGGCGUGAGGGCCGUACGGCUGCGAGCGAGCUGCUUCUUGACUCGGGCGUGUACACGGCAUGUGCAGGUGCAGCGGGCUGGAUAUGCGACUCGACCGAGGGCUGGGGUCCCAUGUCGCCCGUACGCGACUUUGAUCUCACGCCGUGCUUCCAGGCAGUGAUGCUCUGGAUUAUUCCAUGCCUUGGUUUUGUACUUUAUGGACUACAUGCACUGCAGGUGCUUAAGCACAUGCCUGUUUUGCAGCGCAGCGACAGCUCGCUGCACUUGUUGCACGAGAAGGACGGCAUUGCGGUCGUAAUCACGAUUCUCUCUGUCUGCCAGGUCCCUGUGAUGCUGGGUCUGCGCAGCCACUUGCAAGGCAGUGCAUUGAUGCUUGUAUCCAAUCUCCAAGUUGUGGCUUCAUUGGUAGAGACGGUUGCGUACGCAUGUGCGCUCUUGCUGCAGCACGCAAGUCAUUUGCGUGCGCGCCACAGUUGCGAUGCCGUGGUCCUUUUUUGGCUUUUGCAGAUGAUCACGGGCCCCAUACAAGUGCGCACGAUGAUCCAACUUGCCCCGAAGAACACCGCCGUGCAGCUUGGCCUUAUCGUGCCCUUUUUCCUGCGCCUGGUCCUGAUUGCGUUCGACUUGGUCAUGGAGUGCAACGGAAUCGAGGGCGGCGAGCGCGAGAUUGCGCUGCAGGAGGGCGAUGAAGAUGUGAUGUACGUGGACAGCGAAGAGCCCGUCGAGGUGGACGAGCCUGCCGCGAGCUAUAAUGACAUGGGCGAAUCGCCACUCGUGAACGCUAGCCUUUUUAGCCGCCUCUCUUUCUCCUGGAUGCAGCCGAUGAUGUCGCUCGGCUCGAAGCGCAGCCUCUUGGAAACAGACAUGUGGGCACUCCCGGCCAACGACGACACCGAGUCGCUUGGCGAUAAGUUCCAACAGAACUGGGCGCGCCAAACAGAGCGCAUUACCGAGCGCGGCGAGCCAUUGCACAACACGCAGCGCAGGCGAUUCUGGAACACACUCCUUGCUUCCUACGGCACACCUUUUUUGGUUGCAGCCGUGUAUAAACUUGUCCAAGACUCGCUCGCUUUUGUCCAGCCCCAGAUUCUAAAGAGUCUUCUUGCAUUUGUGCAAAACUGGGAAAGACACCGCGACGAUCCUGCACAGCACGGCACCGUACUGCGUGGCUACGUGCUUGCUAUGCUGCUCUUCUUGACCUCACUCAUCCAAAUGGUAUGUCUGCACCAGUACUUCCAGUUGGUGAGCGUGGCGGGCAUGCGUGCAAGGGCUGGCGUUGUGAGCUCCAUCUUUCGCAAAUCGCUGCGCCUCUCGAACGAAGCGCGUGGCAAAAGCGCGAGUGGCGAUAUUGUCAACUUGAUGAGUGUCGACGCGAAUCGCUUGCCCGACUUUAUCAUGUACGCACACAUCACCUGGUCCGGCGUAUUCCAAAUUACCAUUGCUUUUAUUUCGCUCUACAGGCUGCUGGGCUGGACUGCGUUUGUCGGUGUCGCCAUCAUGGCUGUCUCGCUGCCGUUCAACGCCGUACUGGCCACGUAUUUGCGCUCGCUCAGUGCGGACCAAAUGAAGGUCAAGGACCGACGCACCCAGAUCAUGAACGAGAUCAUCAUCAACAUCAAGUCGAUCAAGCUCUUCUCGUGGGAGUCUGCUUUCUACGAGCGCAUGGCCAGCGUACGCAACGGCGAAGAGCUGCCCCUCUUGCGCCGGAUUGGUAUCGCCUCGGCGGGCUUCAACUUUUUCUGGCAGGCGAUCCCAUUUUUCGUCUCACUGGGCACGUUUGUUGCAUUUUCUUUCACGAGCGACACCCCGCUCACCGCCGACAUUGUAUUCCCUGCGCUUUCGCUGUACCAGCUGCUCAACUUUCCCAUGUCCAUGCUUGCGGGUGUCUUUUCCAUGUUUUUGCAAACGCAGAUCAGUGCGACGCGCCUGGGCGACUUUUUCGACGCAGAGGAGCUCGAUCCAAACGCACGCGUGCACAUUUCCAUUCCCGACGCAUCCGAACGUCCGCCGACUGCCUCGCACGUUCCCGACCACGCCGUCUCGCUGCACCAAGCCUCUUUCCGCUGGACGCACGACCAGCCGAGCGCUACACUCAAAGAGCUCACCAUCGCAUUUAAGCGUGGUGAGCUCACCGCUGUGCUCGGCAGAGUCGGCGCGGGCAAGUCGUCGCUUCUCGCGGCCAUUCUCGGCGAGAUGAUCCGCGACGGGGGCAAAGAGACGGUCUACGGCGAGAUCAGCUACUUUUCACAGGGCGGAUGGUGCAUGGGUGCGACGGUCCGCGACAAUAUCUUGUUUGAGCGCGAGUACGACGAAGCGCUGUACAAGCGUGUACUGUAUGCAUGUGCACUUGAGCCCGACAUUGCCCUGCUUCCCGACGGCGACCGCACCGAGAUUGGAGAGCGCGGCGUGAGUUUGAGCGGCGGUCAGCGAGCGCGUGUUGCUCUGGCGCGUGCAUGCUAUGCCGCGGCGGAUAUUUACCUGCUUGACGAUCCGCUCGCCGCGGUAGAUGCACAUGUCGGCGCACACAUUUGGAAGCAUGUCAUCGGACCCACCGGCAUUCUCCAAGGGCGCACACGUAUCCUGACCACCAAUGCCGUCUCCUUCUUGUCUGCGUGCGAUCAUAUCGUCACACUGCGCGACGGCGCUCUGCUCCCAGAGCGCGGCUCGUUUGCCGAGAUUAUGGCCAUGCGCGGCGAUGUGUACAAGCUUAUCACUGGCCUUGGACGCCAGGGCGACAAGGAACGGAGUGGCUCGGCAACGCCCAUCGAGAGUGCCGAGGCGGAGACUGUGCCGCUGCGCCGUCCGCGCGAGCUCUCGAAAGCAGAGAUCAAGCUCGACACCCUCCGCCAGCUGCGCGAGUCGAGUGUCCCGAAGGAAAACAAGGCGACGGGCUCCGUGUCGUGGGCCGUUUACAAAGACUAUAUCAAAAGCGCCGGUGUCAGCGGCGUUGUGCUCUUCUUUGUCGCCCAGGGCGCGACGCAAAUGUUUUCGCUUUCGCGCGAUAUCGUGCUCAAGCAGUGGAGUGCUGCCAACGAGCGCCACGGCGACGUUCCUGACCCGCACAUUACCCAUGUGUACCUCUCUCUGUACACACUUGUUGGCUUUUUCAGCUCGUUGGGCUACUGCGUUGCCCCCUUUAUCCUCUACACAAUCUUGGCCAUCAACACGGCCAAGUUCUUUCACGACGGCCUAUUUCACGCGGUUAUGCACUACCCUUUGCAGUGGUUUGAGACCACACCCACCGGCCGCUUGCUCAACCUCUUCAGCCGCGAUGUGAGCGUCGUCGACGAAGUGCUUCCGCGCGUGAUUCAAGGCAUGGUGCGCAGCUCGUUUGUCGUCGUGAGCGUGGUGUGUGUAGUAUGCUACUCUGUCCCCAGUUUCCUCGUGCUUCUGCUGCCGCUGGUGAUGCUGUAUCGCGCCGUGAUGAUUUACUACCUCGCAUCGAGCCGCGAGCUAAAGCGCCUUGACGCCAUCAGCAAGUCGCCCGUCUUUACCUGGUUCCAAGAGUCGCUCAACGGCCUCUCCACAAUUCGCGCGUAUGCACAGACCAAUGCAUUCACUGACUCGUUCGAGGCGCGUGUCGACCGAAACCAGAUGUGCUACUUGCCUGCCUUUACGUGCAAUCGCUGGCUUGCGAUACGAAUCGAGUUUCUCGGCUCGAUUGUCAUCUUUUUUGCGAGUACGAUGGCAGUACGCAUGGUCACGACUUCGGGCAGGAUGAGCGCUGGGCUCAUGGGCCUGAUGCUGUCGCAGGCGCUGAGCACGACGCAGGCGCUCAAUUGGGCCGUGCGGUCAAUUUCUGAGGUCGAGCAGAAUGUCGUGAGCGUCGAGCGGAUCAUUUCCUACAUGCACCUCCCCGAAGAAGCACCCUACCAACUCCCGGACACGGCGCCGCCGCCGCCAUGGCCCAAGCACGGCACGAUUGAAUUUUGCGAGUAUGCGACGCGCUACCGCCCGGAUUUGCCCCUCGUGCUGAACAAGCUGUCGUUCACGAUCAACGCGGGCGAGCGCGUCGGAGUGGUGGGCAGGACCGGCGCAGGAAAGUCGACGCUUACCCUUGCGCUCUUCCGCAUUGUCGAGUCUGUCCAGGGCUCGAUUAUGAUUGACGGGGUGGAUAUUGCCAGUAUGGGCUUGCACGAUCUGCGCAAGUCGAUGGCCAUCAUUCCGCAGGAUCCGCAGCUGUGGCAAGGGACACUGCGCCAGAACUUGGACCCAAUGGAGCAUUACUCGGACGCGGCGCUGCAAGAAGCGCUGGUGGAGUCGCGUCUCCAGGGCCUGCUUACCGAUCCGCUUGGUCUCGAUCAACCCGUCACAGAGUCGGGCUCGAAUUUCUCGAGUGGGCAGCGCCAGCUGAUCUGUAUUGCGCGUGCGCUUGUGCGCCACAGCAAGAUCCUUGUUUUGGAUGAGGCGACGAGUAGCAUCGAUCUCGAGACGGACGAGCUUGUGCAGACACUCGUGCGUGAAAAGUUUAAAGGGACGACAAUUACGAUUGCGCACCGUCUGAAUACAAUCCUCGAUUCGGAUCGCGUGCUGGUGCUGAAGGAUGGGUCGUUGUGCGAGUAUGAUACGCCGGCGAAUCUCUUGCGCGAUCCACAGUCGCAGUUCUACUCGAUGGCUAUUGAGGCUGGGCUUGCGGAUGCAAUGGAAGAAGGGAGAAGCAAUGAUAAGGCAGGUAUUGAAAUGAUUGACGCCAACGCCAACGCCGACACUACGAACAAGCUCCGCUAA